GCCCUGUGUCAUAUCUUGAUUUUCUGGUUUGCUUUGGUAUGUUAUAGUGUGCAACUUCUACAUCAGAGGCACCAGUAUAGCUUUUCAACAUUUCCAGUCCAGUAAAGAACCAGUCUGCUGUUAACCUGGCCUCAUUAAUUCUUGGACUGCUACACGGCACCGAUACCUAAAGCUGCACAAAGGGACCCUACCUUGCACCUUACCUGAACCUUCAUCAUCAAGGACACCUAAACCAACCCCAGGCAGGGGGACCUGAAAACCAGAGAGCGCCCAGAAGAGUGUCCCCGUCCGGAACCUAACCCUGGAAUUGCGUUCCCUGUUUUGCCCUGAGUAGAUCCCAAAUAUCUUGAAAUUUCUACGGCUAGAGCUUCAAUAUGACUGAUUUAUCGAAUUUGCCUAAUAACUUUUACGAAUGGACAAAAGAUCAUGUAAAGCUAUGGGUUACUGAAAAACUGAAGCUUGACUCUGCAGUAGCAGAUAUUCUGUUCAAUGAAGAUGUGACUGGGAACAUCCUAAAAGACUUAACCAAAGAAGACUUCCGCGAUAUGGGAAUAAAAAAAGGACCUGCCUCUUCAAUAGUUAAUAACUUGAAAGCACUGACUGCACAAGCUAAGGUCGUUGUCCAAAACUGUCCAAGGAAUAUAAGUGGGCAACAGCAGACUCAUACUGUCAGACCACCUGUAGAUAAAACAGACACAAAUCCUGUCAAAACGGAAGAAACUUUACACAAAGAAUUAGGAAAUCCUGAAUCAAUUAGCUCUGAUCAGGUUCAGGGUUUUGUAAGAGUAACACCUCACCCUUUUGAUACUAGUAGUGGAAGCAAAUCCUAUACUAAACACCAUCUUCUACCACCUGAGUCGGGCACAUUUAAUUAUAUUGACCCAAUUCAUGAAUACAAGGAGUUUACCAACACAUCGAAAGCCACAAAAGAGGAUAAAAAAAUGAAAUUCUGCAACGAAGUGUUUAGGUUUGCAGCUGCAUGCAUGAAUGCACGUACAAAUGGCACCAUUCAUUUUGGAGUGCGGGACGACCCACAUGGUGAAAUAAUUGGUGUUCCUGGGGUCAACAGUGAAAAGUAUGUCCAGUACUUUGAUGAAAUGAUUGGCACCUACUUUGAAAAAACUAAAUUAGAGUCGGCAAGAAAAUGCAUACGUCCACCCCGUUUUGUCAGUGUGCUACACGAGCAGAACACUCGGUCUGAUUUAGUUGUUAUAGAAGUAGAUGUGGUUCCUGAGCAUGCUUACUGUAAGUCACAAAUAUUUCAUAUAUUCCAGUAUGUUUGUACAGAAAGCGUGAACAAAGUGGGCAAAGUGGACAAAAAGUGGAGAAAGAGCAAAGAAAAAUACUGUUUCCUUCGAGAAGGGGGGAGUUCCAAAGAUAUGUUAGCAAACCUACAAAAGGAUUCCAGUAUGACAUCACUUUUUUCUGACAUGGAAGCUAGGGAUAAAGAUCGAGAAAAAGCAGAAGAUGAGAGAAAAAAAAGGCAAAAGUGUAACCAAGUAGAUGGGUUUAAACUUUCUCGCUUACUAACAGGAAACCGAAACUCGUUGGAUAAUUCUUACUAUAAAUGGUACAUUUUGGUUGCUAAUAAAUGCAACGGAUCUUUUAAAAACCAUUUGGGCUUCAUCCAGGAAAUAAACUGGUUUGCUAUUCUUGAUUUUGAUCCAGAGUCACUCACAAAUGGCUUAUGUAAAGUUUACCAAGAAGAGAGGAAACCAAAUUUACAUUUUCCUCAUCAGUACCCAAAAAUAGAGAAUUUCACACAGGAAAAUAUUGAAGAACUUAAACUAUAUCAACAGCCCAGCUGGAUUUUUUGUAAUGGUAGACUUGAUCUUCAGAUCGAGGACUACCAACCACUAAAUCAUAGUACAUGGCAGGAGGAGAAAGCAGAUGAUGUCAGAAAUCUGGUUUCGAUUUUUUCCAAAAAAGACAUAAUGGAGCAAGGGAAAUUUCUUGUUGUGUUUUUAUUACUGUCUACUGUGGAAGAUCCUAUGGACCCUAUGAAUGAAGUGUUCCGUGCAUUUUUCCAGAAACUCAAAAGUAUGGCCGACAUAUUAUGUAUUUGUGGAAAUGAAGAAACUUUUCAGAGGUGGAAAGAUCUGCAAGCAAGUUUGAUGGGAAGAAGUGGGGAAGAAAUGGAAGAGAGAUGUAUUUAUAACCUUGACAUUGAAAAUUUAAAUGGGACUAUUCUUAGAUUAAAAUCUGCUACGCGGUCAGGUAGUCGCUUCUUACCAUCACAUGGUGGUUCCUCUACCAUUUUACAGAGGAAGGAUGAAGACCUCAUGACAUCUUUAGAUAUUCUUUGUGUAAAUGAAUGUCAGGAUACAGAGAUAGAAAGUAAUACUUCGGCAUUUAAUGAAUUUUUGAAGACUCAUGAGGAGCAUUUUUACAGAGGAGGGAAAGCAACUUGGUGGAAUUUCUAUUUUUCAGCCAAGCAAUACACUGGACCAUUUAUUAGAAGAGAUGUCCAUGAAAAACUGAAAGAACAGGUAGAAUCGUGGUCUAAAUGUGAGAAACAAAGAAGUGUAAAAAUAAUUACCUUGUUUCAUCACCCUGGAUGUGGAGGUACCACAACAGCAAUGAAUGUCCUCUGGGAGCUGCGAGAAACGUUCCGCUGUGCCGUAUUAAACAGAAAGACUGAUAAUCUUUCAGAUGUUGCAAAAGAGGUGGUCAGUCUUGCAGUUCAUGGAUCACCUAGUGGCAAGGACGGUUACCCCGUCUUACUCUUAGUAGAUGAUUAUAACGAUGAGGAAAGUGCGUCUAUUUUACAGAAUAAUAUCCAGUCAGCAAUUGCAGAACGAUAUAUAAGAUUUGAGACGCCAGUCGUGAUCAUAUUAAAUUGUGUGAGAUCUCAGAACCCUGAGGAAAGCGCAAAAUCCAAUUGCACAAGCAGUGUUGCUUUAACGUAUAAACUUUCUGAAGUGGAAAAAAGAGCAUUUGCAACAAAAUUAAAAGAAAUGGAAAUGCAACAUGAAAACCCAGAUAAUUUCUACUCCUUUAUGAUCAUGAAAAACAAUUUCGAGAAGUCCUAUAUUGAAACUACAGUGCGAAAUACUCUAAAAGGCUUAAACAGUGCGAGCAAGACAGCCCAGCUCAUUUCCUUCCUUGCCCUUCUAAAUAAAUAUGUGCCAGAUUCAACAAUUUCUGCAUCUAUGUGUGAGGAGUUUCUUGGUAUAACAGCAAAAAAAACAUACUGGCGACCGGAGAGCAUUGAAGAUACCGUAGGCUCUUACUCUACGAUAUUAAUUCGCACAGAAGUGGAAGAAUGUGGGAGAUAUGAAGGACUGCGUAUAAUCCAUCCUCUGAUUGCAGAUCAAUGUAUAGAGGAGUUAAAGAGCACAUAUGACAUACAGCAAAGUAGGAUCAUGUUGAAUAUGUUGCAAACCAAUGUAUUCCAUGAUACUGGAAUUGGCAGAGAAUUUUUAAUACAAAAUAUGCAAAGUAUGCUGGUCACAAGAUAUCGGAAGGAACAUGGAGCUGAAACCAAUACUUUGUUUUCCCCUUUAAUUGAGGACAUACAGAAGACUGAGGGAAGCUCACUAGUUGAACAUGUUCUAAAAGAAGGCACAAUGCGAUUUAACAAGAACCCUGUUAUCUGCCAAGCAUUAGCAAGGCACUUUUACAUUAGAGACAAGAACUACACUGAUGCCUUCGUGUGGGCAGAAAAGGCAGUAAGCGUUGCACCUACAAAUUCCUUUAUUUUAGACACUUUAGGUCAGAUCUACAAGAACAAGUUAAAAGACAUGAUGGACUCAAUAAACAAAGACAAUCCCAUAUCACCAGAACAACUUGACAACCUACUAAAAAAUGCCUAUAGUGCAUCAAAGACCUUCGAGGAGUGUCAAGAACAAACUGAAAAGACAGAAAUAGAAAGAUCUGAAUUUGAGAAGUCUAAAGGUAGACAUUACAGUGUGUACAACACAGCAGGGUAUCUGGGCCAGAUUGAAGUUUGCCUGUACACAGUAGAGAUUCUUCUGUAUCUACCAUGGUUCAACUCGAAAGACAGCCUGUCUCGUAAACACCUGACACAGUACUUGUCUGGUAAGUGGGAUAUUUCAAUAGACAAUGCUAGCGAAGCUUAUGAGGAGUUCCUUAGUGUUCUCAGAGACCAUAGACCAUUUUUAAUAAAACUAAAAUCUUGUUUAAAAAAUGCUUUUGACUUCUUCCAAGAUUAUUACGUGUACAUGAAGCUAAAGAAUGUUAAUAAGGAAAGCACAGAGUUUAAAAUCCGUGUCAGAGUCUCUGACUAUCGUAAAAAAUACAACCGUUAUUUCUAUGAUCAUGAUUUAAUGCAGAUUACCAACGAAGAAGACCAAAGAAAGAAGAGCCCUCUACUACGUAAAGAAGAGUACAGGGCAGGUUUGGAAAAAUACAAAGCAGAUAGGUUCUCAGGAAUCUUAGAAUAUCUUACAGAUCAUGAAAUGGAUGUUAAAAAGAUGGAAAGCAUUGUCAAAACAUACAAUUAUUUGCUAGAGAACUCCACAUAUGACUCACAAAUUCUUCUCAGAGACAAACAAAAUUUCAUCUUAGCAAAUAUCGUACUUCAUUGCAUUUCUCCAAAAUCUACCGAGAUUAAACCAGUGGAAACCCUGGAAAAGCAUCUUAAAGAGAUAAUGAAUAACAUUGGGCUUGAUCACAAAUACCCAGAACCCUAUUUCUUGGCCUCAUUACUUUUCUGGCCACAAAACCCUCAGAAACUGGAUUCCACUUCUAAGCUCAUAGCCGAGUAUGUCAUCUCUAUGAAAAAGUCUUUCAGAGGCAAAUAUAGGCACAUGUACCGUGCCAAGCAACCUUUAGCACAUUUCUAUCUCGGUAAAAAUUCUGGUUUAAAAAGGAUAAUUCACAAAGGAAAAAUAGAUCAAUACUUCUCUGAUGUACCAGUAUCAGAUCUAAAUGCUCUCUGGAUGAAUGGAGACAUCUGGAAAGAGGCACCGAUUAAAGAUCUCCUCCUCCGUGUAAAUGGCAGAACUGAAGAAGACGACAAGAUCUAUGUGGAGUGCAGCAAUAAAAUCAGUAUUCCAGUUCGCCCUGUUUAUCUCGGGCAGCUUAGAAGUGGCAGAAGUAUUGAGCGAGUGACUUUCUACUUGGGAUUCUCCCUAGAUGGACUAAUUGCUUACGACAUAGAAAUCAUGAAAUAAUAUGUUGGAUUGCUUGUUCUUUUUUCCAGUUCACCAGAAGAGCCCCUUGAACUUCUAAGAGUAUAAUCACCUACAGUUUGUGUUUCAUAAGUGCUCAAGUAACAUCUUUUGCAGUUAAAUUUUAUUAGAGUCUAUAGAGAAAAA
Molecule: messenger RNA, 5282 nt
Organism: Bufo bufo (common toad)
Lineage: Eukaryota; Metazoa; Chordata; Amphibia; Anura; Bufonidae
Product: sterile alpha motif domain-containing protein 9-like
Exons: 4
Coding region: 375-5138 (1587 amino acids)
Cellular component (GO): cytoplasm
Molecular function (GO): protein binding
Source: RefSeq, a predicted model, not a curated record